GCUGCAACAAAGGCUGUGCUCGGGCAGAGGCGUCUCUCUCUCUCUCUCUCCUGCAGUUUUAUAUAGGAACCAUUUCUUUUUUUAUAUUAUAUAUAUAUAAUAUAUAACCAAAAAAAAAGCCCCCGAACAGUCGCCGAGAGAAGAAAAUGGCAGGAAAGGCAUUCAAGAAGUUUCUGCCUCUCUUUGAUCGGGUUUUGGUGGAAAGAUAUGCAGCAGAACUGGUGUCAAAAGGUGGAAUCAUGCUACCCGAAAAGUCCCAAGGAAAAGUCGUUCAAGCAACCAUUGUAGCAACUGGACCUGGCGGCAGAUCAAAGAAUGGUGACAUCCAGCCAAUGAUGGUAACAGUUGGUGAAAAAGUUCUACUGCCAGAAUAUGGAGGCACUAAAGUCAUCUUGGAAGAGAAGGAAUACUACUUGUUUAGAGAUGGAGAUAUUCUUGGAAAAUAUAUAGAAUAAACAUUGAUUGCUGCAAUCAGUUCAUGAGACUGACCAUUCCAGAGUGCAGAUGUCUUUCAUAUUGUUUAAAUCUGUAAAUACUAAUUUGUCCCAUUUUUGGAGCUUUGCUUUGGUACAAUAAAAUCAAUCUCAAAAUAAACAUCCUGUUUCCAUG
Callorhinchus milii (elephant shark) is the source of this 609-nucleotide messenger RNA. RefSeq names its product heat shock 10 protein 1 (gene hspe1). Gene Ontology annotation, molecular function: ATP binding; protein-folding chaperone binding; metal ion binding. The record is from RefSeq and is marked provisional. Gene Ontology annotation, cellular component: mitochondrial matrix. Lineage: Eukaryota; Metazoa; Chordata; Chondrichthyes; Chimaeriformes; Callorhinchidae.